Molecule: messenger RNA, 2276 nt
Organism: Lactuca saligna
Lineage: Eukaryota; Viridiplantae; Streptophyta; Magnoliopsida; Asterales; Asteraceae
Source: the annotation of a GenBank genome assembly
AUGUUUUGUUUUAGACACAAGAAGACACGGAAAGAAAAAGUCAACAGUGUUGUGAAUUUUCCGUUCAAACACAAUCACAAACACGCGCUGCAUCUGUGUGAUACAAAAUUUCAGAUCUGCUUAUCGAUCAGAUACUUGGUAGUUUGGAAACGCCAUGAUUUGGCGACACUGGAUUCAUCUUCUGGUGCAACUGUAACAACUAACAAUGUGGAGCUAGUACAAUACAGUGUGAUGACCCGAUUUAUUGAGGAUCUGAAUAUAGAUGUUGUGGGGAAACAGAGUGUCAGAUCUAAAAAGUUGUGGAAAAAGGUCAAGUCUUUAGAGGUUUUGCAGCCAUAUGCAAACCCUAGAAGUAAAUAUCCUGUUCCAGUUGAACAAAGUAAUGGCUUCAUAUAUGCCAAAAUUUUUGGUGAAUUUGAGAAAAUCAGAUCUUCGAUUUGUGAUCUUGUUGCCAUAUCCAGGCUUCUCAAUGCUACUCUGGUCAUCCCAGAGAUUCAAGAAAGUACAAGUUCAAAAGGCAUCAGUUCUGAGUUUAAAAGCUUUUCAUACCUCUAUAACGAAGAACAAUUCAUAACCUCUCUUAAUAACGAUCCCAAAACAUCAGCUUCUCCUGAUUAUUACAUUAAAGAAGUGUUGCCAGAGUUAAAAAAGUCAAAGGUUAUAGGAUUAGUGGUUAUGGAUGGAGGUUGUCUACAGCCUAUUCUCUCAUCUAAAUUUGUUGAAUAUCAAAGGCUCAGAUGUCGGGUAGCAUUCCACGCACUUCAUUUCCGCCCUGAAAUUCUAGCACUUGCACAUCUCAUCGUGCAAAGGUUACGCGCUUCAGGGCAACCUUAUCUUGCAUAUCAUCCUGGUUUAGUAAGAGAUAGCUUGGCUUAUCAGGGGUGUGCUGAGCUUUUCCAGGAUAUCCAUACCGAACUUAUUCAGUAUAGAAGGGCACAAAUGGUCAAACAGAAAAUGAUCCGUGAUGAUGUCAGCGUUGACUCAUUUAUUCGAAAACUAAAUGGCUCGUGUCCUCUCAUGCCUGAAGAGGUGGGGCUUCUUCUACGAGCCAUGGGAUACCCACCAACAACAAGAAUAUACUUGGCAGGCUCUGAAACAUUCGGUGGUCAACGGGUCAUGAUUCCUCUCCGAGCCAUGUACACAAACUUAGUUGACCGUUCUAAUUUAUGUCAUAAACACGAACUAAACACUUUAUUAGGAAAGGAAACCCCAAUUCCUUCCAACUCUCUCAAUUCCAUUCCGAAAAAAACCAUCAAGGAUUCAACACAGGAAUGGAAUAAGGCGGGCCCUCGUCCCCGACCCCUUCCACCACCCCCAGACCGCCCUAUCUAUCAACAUGAGAAAGAAGGAUGGUAUGGUUGGAUUGCAGAAAAAGAUUCCGAGCCAGACCCUUCACCAAUUGAUUUAAGAGAUAAAGCUCAUAGAUUGCUUUGGGAUGCCCUUGAUUAUAUUGUAUCAGUUGAAUCCGAUGCUUUUUUUCCCGGGUUUCAUAACGAUGGCAGUGGGUCCCCUGAUUUUUCAAGUUUGGUCAUGGGUCAUCGGCUUUAUGAGAUGGCGUCUUCAAGAACUUAUCGACCCGACAGGAUGUUUCUUGCAAAGCUGUUGAACACUACACAAGACCAUCUUUAUUUUCCGAAGAGAAGCUGGACAUUAGCAGCACGAAAACAUCUAAAUGACAGCCUGGCGGAGGAAGGACUAGAACGACAGCUCCUUCACUCAAAGCCAAUGUCAUUCCUCUCUCACCCGCUUCCGGAAUGUUCUUGUACUAUUUCCAAAAAACCUGGGAAAAAUACGUGUCCUAAGUGGAUUGAAGACAGCUAUACUAAAUCCAGAUUACAGGAAAGUGAGAAUGAACAGCCUGAUGAUGAUGAAGUAGAUGAAGAGGAAAUGAAUUCUGAAAAUGAAAGCAAGGUGAAUGAUUCGCCUUCUUUGGAAGAUGAUGUUGAAAUGGACCCUGAUGAUUAGGUGUUUAAAAAAGAUUUUUAGAUUCUUUUAUUGCGGUUGCACAGAGUGUGAUACAGGUAGAGGGGAAAACGGUGAGGAAACAGAAAUAUAGUUUUACAAUUUUUUUUUUGGGAUAUAGUUUAUACCAAUGCCAUACCUCUGUUGUUUUUUAUGUAUUUCAUCUGCAUAAUGUUUUAGGUUUUGAGUUUAUGAGCAGUUUUUUGGAUCAUGAAACAAUCUAAACUUUAGAUCAUAUGUACUUGAUUCGAGUUGUUUCACUUUUUGUACAACUUUACUUACCAUACUCUAUAAAAAGACAAAAUAAGUACAAA